Molecule: messenger RNA, 1128 nt
Organism: Magnolia sinica
Lineage: Eukaryota; Viridiplantae; Streptophyta; Magnoliopsida; Magnoliales; Magnoliaceae
Exons: 3
Coding region: 1-1128 (375 amino acids)
Molecular function (GO): nucleic acid binding
Source: RefSeq, a predicted model, not a curated record
AUGGUGGAUUGGACGGAAGAGUGCGAAGCAGCAUUCCAACAAUUGAAGUCUUAUCUCGGAUCUCCAUCUCUCCCGUUGAAACCCGAACUAGGGGAAGCUUUGCUGUUAUAUCUCGCAGUGUCCGACGCCACGGUUAGCUUGGUUCUGAUACGGGAGCAUGAAGGAAAGCAGCUGUCAGUCUAUUACGUCAGUAAGACAUUGUUAUCGACAGACAUAAGAUAUCCACUCCUGAAAAAAGUGGCCUUAGUCCUGAAACCAGAAGCAUUCGGCCGACUUAUGAAGUGGGCGAUCGAACUCAGCGAAUUCGACAUCCAAUACAAGCCGAGAGUAGCAAUCAAAGGGCAAGCCGUGGCCUACUUCAUCACUGAAGUGACACCACAAACUGAUCCAAUGACUGUGCAUGUCACCAAGCCUAUUAAGGCUAAGACAGCUUCUCCCGAGUCAGCAUUCGACCCAAUUCCUUGGAAGUUGUAUGUCGAUGGCUCCUCCAACUCAAAGACACGUAAAGAGCAAUUGAAAGCAUACAUGGAGAAAGUCAAAGAGUUAAUCAAUGGAUUUCAACAAUGUGUGGUUACUCGGAUUCCUAGGACAGAAAAUACUAAGGCCGAUCUAUUAGCAAAACUUGCCUCAGCCGACGAAGACAACAUACCCAGGUCUGUUCCAAUCGAAUACGUCGUUAAGCUGAGUAUUAAUGAACCAGUCAGCUCGACCAUACAAACAAUUAAUUCGGAACCUACUUGGCUCAACCCGAUCGUCCAAUAUCUCGAUAAUGGAGAAUUGCCCGAAAAUCAUGCCGAGGCUCGACGAUUGAAGAUCCGAGCUUCCUGUUACACUAUACUCAACGGGGUGCUGUACAAGAAAGGCUACUAUGCUCCCCUCUUACGAUGCCUGAAUUCCAAUGAAGCCGAUUAUGCAUUGUGGGAAAUACAUGAAGGAAUCUGUGGAAAUCAUUCAGGAGAACGAUCACUCGCGCACAAGGUCUUACGUCAGAGAUAUUACUGGUUGACCAUCCAGCAUGACUCUCGUAAGCUCGUCCAGAGGUGCAACAAAUGCCAACGGUUUGCGGCCAUUCCGAGACAACCCCCGGAAGAGCUGACUCCUAUGACCGGUCCCUGGCCCUUUGCGUAA